AUGAAUUUAACGAGUAUAUCUAACGGAACAAAUCUAUUAAUUGCAAUAACUCUGAUGCUAUAUAAUAUUAACGCAUUAGUGACGAACACGAAUAAUGGCAUACUUCCACCACCUAACAUCGAUUUCAUUAAUGAAACAAUGGUCCGCGCGAGUCUUUCAGUGAAAGAGGCAUUAUCAUCCAAUGAAACAAUACCUCUUGGCUAUAAGUUUGUUAUACAUAAAAUAGAAGAUAAUAUUACUUAUCCAGAAUUGAAAACUAUGGGAAACUAUACCAAAAUAUUUGAUAAUAUUUCAAUGAUGAUUGGAUAUACCAACGAUUUGGAGCCUGGCAUUAUUUAUAAAAUUUUUUACAUACUAUACAUCAAUGAUAACGUACCUAUAGUCAGUGAUUCGAAGAAUUUCACAACUCGUUGCAUUCCAACUGUCAACUUUCACGUAAAAAUAAGAACUACUAGUUUAAUAUUGACGAAGGAUCAAGAAGAAUCCUUGUAUUCUUGUCCAAGUAACUGGUACGAUUUCGCGUUUGAGAAUCUGGAAACAGGCAUUCAAAUUAACAAAGGAAGUUUAAUUAAACUGCCAUACGAAUUUACAAAUCUCAUACCUUAUACCUUCUACAAAAUUACAAUCAGCAAAGGAGCAAUGAUAUUAUUAUAUUCACAAGAAGUUCGAACUCUUCAUGAAGUGCCAUCGGAAAUAAGGAAUUUCAAGAUGAGACUGACAUCGUCGAAAAUCAAUUUGCAGUGGGAUGCUCCUUUAUAUCUGAAUGGAAUCAUACAAAAAUACAAAGUUGUAUUACAGGUUCGAACAUAUCUCGGUUGUGAAAAUUUGAAGAUUGAAUCAAAGAAAAAUACUACUAAUUACCUUUCAACUGCGGUCACCAAUAUCACAUUUUCAAAUUUAAUUCCUUAUGCGCAUUAUGUUGGAAAAAUUGCAGCCUGCACCUCUUUUUGUGGACCGGAGAAACAAAUUGAGUUCACUACAAAACAAACAGAUACUCCAACCGCAAUAUAUAAUAAUUUAAGAUUUCAAAAUUACACAUUGACGUGGGACGCGCCUAAAGAUUGCUCCACAAUUUCUGGGCCUAUAAUUGCAAAAAUCGUUGUCACUGGCAUUAGCGAAGCGGUGAAAAAUUUUAGCAUCACAAUGCAAACCGCAGAAUAUUCUUACCAUUUGAACGAUGUGCUACAUGGCUCUGAAAUAUACGAAGCACGAAUUUAUGCCAUCAGAAAUUAUACCACCGAAAAGCACAAUGAAUCGCGAUAUGAAAAACUAAUAUUCAUUACUCCUCCGAAAGAACCACCUCCUGUGAAGAACUUAGAGAUUUAUGAAAUCGACUUGCAAUCGAUGAGAGUACACUUCAGAUGGCAAAAACCAGAACCACCUGUCAACGGAGAAAUAAAAUAUUACAUGGUGAAAAGUUGUUUUUCGAGUUGCGAGUUUAUAUCGAAGAUACGACCAACCGAGUACUGCCAAUUAUGGGAUAAAUAUAUCUGCGCCAAUGUUGAACAUCCAGCCAAAGAAAUCAAGAUAUAUCCUGAGAACGUAAACGUGUCAACGUCAUCUAAUGUGUCAUCGACCGCAUUGCAAAUUAUUUGGGCGAAAAUUAAGCCAGAGGCGCCGGAAAUUUUCAUCGUCGAGGCUCUCGAAAAAGGGAUGGUAAAUCUAACAUGGUCUCACCCUUGGAAAACGGGUGGACAUCUUCAGAAAUUCGUGAUAAGGGCAGAAAUGAUAUCGUCGCGUCUCAAAAUGCAAAUUCCACAAUCACAGAAACUCAAGCUUUACGAAUAUCGAGUUGAAGAAUAUCAAUCGCGAUACAGUACAAUAUUACACCUAUUGUCCUCGUCCAUUUAUGAAAUUUCCAUUCGAGCAGUGACAAAUACCGGAUUAUACGGGGAGGAGAAAUUUGGACAAGUGAGGACGCUUUUGGCAAUGGCAUUCGAGAAAGAAUUAACAAUGGAAAUGCGCGAUACGGACUCGACGAUCUUGUUGCACAUUCCCCCCAUUUUGAACGACACGAAAAACAGUGUAACAAAUGUUGUUAUAAAAGGUAGCCAGGCUUGCCAGAAUUACACUGAAUUGAGCCCCUAUCUGCGCGAGAAAAUGGAUAUCAAAUAUUAUGAGAUCGCGUGGUGUGCAGCCAAAUUUUCUACUGACAUGUUUGCCGAUAAAACAUUCACAAUAGGCGAUAACAAGAUUUAUGGUAAUGCCAUGAAUUGCGCGCUAAAACCGGCCGAGUCUUAUGCAAUAACGAUAGUAUUAAUCGAAGAAGAAUUUAUAAACGAUCAGAUCAUAAUCGUGGAGAUAACAUCAAUUCGCGUUGGCAAAGUGUCGAAACGAUACGACGAAAUUUGGAUCAUUCCUAUCACGAUAUUUCUUAUCGUUGGGGCUCUAGUUUUUUAUUUUUAUCAAAGAAAGCAAAGAAGAUCUUUGGAAAAGAUUACGCUACAUGAUUUGGUUCAUCUUGAAACAGAAUCGAUAUCGUCGAGUUCUAAACAAUUUUUAAAUGUCACUACUGCCUCGUCCGAUAAAAAGUUUCUAUCAUGUGAGAAUACCACUUACAACGGAGAUACAUUAUGCAUUAAUGACGUUAAUCAACGAGAAGGAGGAAUGUCACUUGUAAAAGUGAAAGACUUGGAGAAAUACGUAAAGCAUGCAAUCGAGUCUGGAUUACUCGAUAGACAGUAUAAUAGCCUUCCACGAGGACAAACGAAACCAUGGGAAUAUGGAAAGUUAGAACAAAACAGACCGAAGAAUAGAUAUGGAAAUCUCAUAGCCUACGAUGAAAAUCGUGUGAUACUAGAGAAACUUCCGGAUGACCCUUAUUCAGAUUAUAUUAACGCUACUUAUAUCAAGGGCUAUAAAAAGGAGAAAUUUUACAUAGCUACGCAAGGUCCAAAAGCUAAUACGAUCAUCGAUUUUUGGAGAAUGAUCUGGCAAGAAGAAAGUUACAUCAUUUGCAUGGUUGCGAAAUUAAUUGAAGAUGGAAAGACAAAAUGCGAACAAUAUUGGCCUGAUAUUGGAAAAAAGAAAAGAUACGGAGAUAUAAUUGUUUUCAAUGCGAAACAUGCCGUGUUUGCAGAUUUUACGUUUCGUACUUUACAUGUGACGUAUGGAGACGAAGCUCGAAAAAUCGAGCAUUUACACUACACAGCAUGGCCAGAUCAUGGCGCACCGUUGUUCACGCAUUCUGUGGUAACGUAUUUAAAGAAACUCUUGGCAACACCACCCGGAAGUGGACCAGUCGUGGUCCACUGCAGUGCAGGUGUUGGGAGAACUGGAAUUGUAAUUUUAUGUGACAUUUGCCUUCGACGCGCCGCGGCAGAAGGGGCAGUGAACGUGUUCUCCGAAACUCAAGCAAUUAGAAAUCAAAGAAUUAAUAUGAUAGAUAAUAAACAACAGUAUCUAUUUGCACAUUUAACGCUCCUAGAAUGUUUACUUUUUCUUUCAACAUCUUUACCAUAUAAUAAAAAUCUAUCAAUUAAUAUUAUAGAGCUUAAAGAACAAUUGAUGAUUCAACGAGACAGUCUAGAAAAAAUGACCUGGCACGAUGAAAUUCUUCGAUUAUCGAUCAAUCAAACAUCCCUAUCAAAACGCAACCUUGUUAAAAACAGAUUUCCAGAAUUAGUAUUAGCGAAUGCAGGCAGAGUAUAUUUAAAAAGAUACCCUUCGUCAGAUGAAGACAGCGAUUACAUAUCCGCUGUUUACGUAGAUGGUGUAAAAUUACAGAAUCAGUAUAUAGCAACACAAUUACCAUUACCUGAAACAUUUAGUGAUUUUUGGAGAAUGAUUGCCGAAUAUAAAGUGGAACUUAUCAUUAUGUUACAACUACCAGAUUUACAAGAUGCGACGUGUUGUCCUAUUGUUCCAAAAAGAGAAUUUAAACCAGUACCAUAUAUAAAUGUUCGAACGAAAGAAUUCGCAACAUUUGAGUACUACACGUUAGAGAAACUGAUACUCGUCGAUAAUUCAGAGAAACCUGCUACAGAACAAUACGUAACAAUUUUAUGUUCCACGGAAUGGAAAGCUGGUAGAAAUCAAGAUUUACCUGCGACUAUGUCAUUAGUAACAUUAUGGCAAUCAGCACAGAAAAUUCUGAAAGAAGAUAGUCCUAUCGUCGUUGUCUGCCACGAUGGUGUAACUGGCUGUGGACUUUAUUUAGCCUUAAAUUUUCUUUUGGAGAGAAUGAUUAUAGAAAAAGAAUGCGAUGUUUGCUUUGCAGUUCGCGCGAUAAGAAAAUCAAGGCCUGAUUUUAUCACAUCUUUGGAACACAUGGAAUAUCUAUAUGAUGCAAUCAUAACGUAUUUAAAAUAUUUCGAAACUUAUGCAAAUUGCACGUAAAUAAUCUCAUUAAUUAUUAUUUGAUUAAUUAACUGAUCUGUUACAUAAACUUGACUCGAAUAAUUUCAACAGACUAACAAUCACGAUUGCUUUCUAUCGUAUAUAUCGUUCGAGAUAUAAAUUAUAUCAUUACGUAAUUAGUUAUUAAUAUUAUCUCUUUUUAAUUUUCAUAUUUUUUCUUAUUUUUCUAUGUUCAAAGAAAA
This is a messenger RNA of Apis laboriosa (Himalayan honeybee), 4541 nucleotides long. RefSeq names its product receptor-type tyrosine-protein phosphatase mu-like. Gene Ontology annotation, molecular function: protein binding; protein tyrosine phosphatase activity. Lineage: Eukaryota; Metazoa; Arthropoda; Insecta; Hymenoptera; Apidae. The transcript has 23 exons. Gene Ontology annotation, biological process: protein dephosphorylation. Bases 1 to 4338 code for a protein of 1445 amino acids. The record is from RefSeq and is a predicted model, not a curated record.